This is a messenger RNA of Columba livia (rock pigeon), 2535 nucleotides long. RefSeq names its product CDC like kinase 1 (gene CLK1). Bases 16 to 1773 code for a protein of 585 amino acids. The transcript has 13 exons. Gene Ontology annotation, molecular function: protein serine/threonine kinase activity; protein tyrosine kinase activity; ATP binding. NCBI's taxonomy places the organism in Eukaryota, Metazoa, Chordata, Aves, Columbiformes, Columbidae. The record is from RefSeq and is a predicted model, not a curated record. Gene Ontology annotation, biological process: peptidyl-tyrosine phosphorylation; regulation of RNA splicing. Gene Ontology annotation, cellular component: nucleus.
GGGGGAUUGCACUGCAUGAGCUUUCCAGGUCCCUUCCCACCCCUGCCAUCCCGUGACUCUGUGGUUCCGUGUGACUGUGCUCUGACCGCCUUGCACAGCGCGUUUGGGGACGCGGGGACACAGGUACCGGGCCGUGUCCCCGCGGGCGCUGCGGACCCGCCGGCGGGCGCCAGGACCCGGGAGGCCCCGCAGUGCGUCUGGCGUCACCCCGUGCGCGUGACGCGCGGCCGCGCUCCAGAACGUUCCGGGCGGCGCCAUUUUGCGGCGGCACCGAAAGGCGGCGGCGGCGGCGGUUCAUCGCGGAGCGCGGCGGAUCCGGGCGAGAUGCGGCGCUCCAGGAGAAGCAGCUGUGCCGAGGGGGAGGCGAAGGAGAGCCCGGCGGGCAGGACGGGCGGCAGCAAGAGGAAGAGGAGGUCGGUCAGCGCGGGGAACAGGCGCUGCGAGCACCCCCAGCUCCCCCCUCACCGGUCUGUGACGGGUCGGGAGCGUCCCGAGCGGCACUACGUGGAGGAGUACAGGAGCGAGGACAAGCAGGGCCGGGGCUCCGGGCACCACAGCAGCAAAUCCUCAGGUCACAGCGGCAGGAGCAGCUACAGGAGGAGACACAGGACGCACUGCGCUGCCUGUCACCAGCGGCACCCCUCACAGAAGAGUCAUCGAAGCAAAAGAUCCAGGAGUGUAGAGGAUGAUGAGGAGGGUCACCUGGUCUGUCAGAGUGGAGACGUACUAAGUGCAAGAUAUGAGAUCGUUGCUACUUUGGGUGAAGGUGCUUUUGGAAAAGUGGUGGAAUGCAUCGAUCACAGAGCGGAAGGCAGGCACGUGGCUGUGAAAAUCGUGAAAAACGUGGCCAGGUACUCAGAAGCGGCGCGUGCGGAAAUCCAGGUGCUGGCGCAUCUGAACACGUCGGACCCCGGCAGCACGUACCGCUGCGUCCAGAUGUUGGAGUGGUUCGAGUACCACGGACACGUCUGCAUCGUCUUCGAGCUGCUGGGGCUCAGCACCUACGACUUCAUUAAAGAGAACGGCUUUCUGCCGUUCCGGCUGGACCACAUCAGGCAGAUGGCGUAUCAGAUCUGCAAAUCUGUGAACUUUUUGCAUUUGAACAAGUUGACACAUACAGAUCUAAAACCGGAAAAUAUUUUAUUUGUGAAAUCUGACUACGUAGAAGAGUAUAACCCCAAACUGAGGUGCGACGAGCGCACACUAAAAAACCCGGACAUCAAAGUUGUGGACUUCGGGAGCGCAACGUACGAUGACGAGUAUCACAGCACGCUGGUGUCCACACGGCAUUACAGAGCUCCGGAGGUCAUCCUGGCGCUGGGCUGGGCCCAGCCGUGCGACGUGUGGAGCAUCGGCUGCAUCCUCAUCGAGUACUACCUGGGCUUCACCGUGUUCCCGACCCACGACAGCCGCGAACACCUGGCAAUGAUGGAGCGAAUCCUGGGCCCUUUGCCAGACCACAUGAUCAAGAAAACCAGGAAACGCAAGUAUUUCCGCCAUGAGCGGCUGGAUUGGGAUGAGCACAGUUCUGCCGGCAGAUACGUCUCCAGGCACUGCAAGCCCCUGAAGGAAUUAAUGACCUGCCAUGAUCCUGAGCACGAGAACCUCUUUGACCUCAUUGGGAAGAUGCUGGAGUAUGACCCGGCCAAGCGCAUCACCCUGGAAGAGGCCCUGAAACAUCCUUUCUUCUUCCCCCUGAAACAGGACCUGUCCCCGAGAGCUGAGCAGGUCGACACCGCUGCCAGCCCACCAAAGAAACACAAGAAGUGUUGAGUGUCUGUCGAGUACAGGCAGUUUGUGUUUCUGGAGCAGCUGCUGGGCAGCUCUGGGGGGAACAGUCUCCCCCCCCAGAACACUGUUGGGGACAGCCGGCAGGCCCAGCUGCACCGCACAGCUGGAACUAAACGCCAAAGUCCUUGGGGAGCUGGACACCCCUCCAGACAGGUUACUGGGAACACAUGGGCCAGACGCAAGUGUCACACAAGCCCAGUCCUUUCAGAGGCUUCUUAGUUUCAUCUGCAGACAGAACUGCCAUAAAUCUCCUUUUACCCUAUACUGUCUGCUUACCUAUAGAUGGAAGAUCCAAGUGGUAAAGUGGAUUUAAUUGGGAAAGGCCUUUUCCACUUGAAAAUACAGGACACACUAUUUGACUGAAAGGGAGUUAUUUUUUCAUGCAGUUAGAAACUUUCUGUAGAUAGCACAGUCAUCAUUUGGAUUUAGUCCAGACCAAGAAGAUAACACCCUGGGCCAGUGUUAAUGGUGUUUUUUUUCAAGGAACUAGGCCAGAGUUUGCAAGUUAGAACAAAGACAAUGUAAGAGCUCACGGUGCUCUUAGUUGUUGUCCAAGAGCCAACGUCUUUCUGCCUUUUUCCCUGUUCCCUGGGCUUGGCUGUUCAGGACUAGGCUGCUCAGGAUGGAGGGAAGUGCAUUGAGUAUCUUUUAUAUUUUCCACUUUUUAUAUAUAUAUAUAUAUGUAUAUUAUUAAUGCUAUAUUAGUACUUUGUAAUUUUAUUAAACUGCGUUCAUCUCAGUCCA